UAUGGAGAGAGUCCAUCAAAUUGUAUUCGUUAUUGUUAGAAAAGAAUGUAGACGGAAGAUAUGUAUGAGUUUCGAACCCCAAGUCAACGUGGAAUCGACUUUGAUUAGAUUUCAAGCUGACAGUCAGGAACAAAUCAAGGAUAGGCUUCAAACAUUUAUGAAACCUUAUUUAAAAGAGAACAAAGACAACUUAAAAGAUUGUGGAGAUGACGAAGAGGCAGAUGACGAAUCCGGCUGCAUAGUAAAAGAUAGUUGGUCAGCAAUUGAUUGCCACGAGAAAAAUGAUUAUGGUUUCACAUCUUCUACGCCAUGCGUUGCGCUUACUCUUAAUAGAAUAUACGGUUGGAAACCAGAAGUUUUCGAAAGUGGGAAUACAUCUUCAGACAUCCCGGCAGAAGUACAAGCAAAAUUUGACGGCAACCAUGUUGUUGUCGGAUGUUUUGGAGAAAACCCACUAGAUAAAGAAUUAGUGGGUCAAAUUCAAUAUUCAGUUGUUGGUUUCCACAAGAAAUUUUACCCCUACAAGCAACAACGUGGAUAUUUGUCACCAGUCGUCAUGAUAAAAUUUAAAAAUAUUAGAGAAGGUGUUCUUGUGCAAGUAGAAUGUAAAGCUUAUGCCAAAAAUAUUAAACAUCACCGUAACGAUAGAGCGGGUUCGACGCAUUUCGAGAUUAUCUCAGAUUAA
Dimorphilus gyrociliatus is the source of this 685-nucleotide messenger RNA. Lineage: Eukaryota; Metazoa; Annelida; Polychaeta; Dinophilidae. The record is from the annotation of a GenBank genome assembly.